UCUGGUGUAGCCAAAAGGAAAUCCUGGGAAAUCCAAAGGUAAACAACAUGGAGGGAGCGUCUGCUUUUGCGAUUGACGAAAUGUUUGGAAUAUCAUGGAAAAGCUUUUCCUGUGAUACGUUUUCUGGUCUCAUCAAGUACGCUACAACGCCGACUACUCUCAGGAUUAUGGCGACAGACUUCAGGUGCCUCUAUGGAGAAAUUCUCGAUGAAGACGACCUCCAAGACAGAUGCAGGGACCUGAACCCCUCAAUCGAGGUUACGACGAAAAGCCUCGUGAGGCACCUUUCUGAGGGAUUGACAGCUGCAAUUGAACGCAGCUCUAAACAUUCGCCCGAGCUGCAAGCGACCAUCGAUUCAAGUUCUUUGAUCGUCACCUUGAAUAUGGCGAUAGGGGAAGUCAAGUUCCUCUGGAAUUUCACGAUGGAUGCCCAGAGUAGUGAUGACUUCUACUCGCAGGUCACGCUUCCGAUGCUUCUGAUGCUGGCGGCCUUGAAGGAACAGCGGGAGCGAUUGUUUGCUUUGCUUAGUAAGAAAGACGCCGAGAUAUCGGGCCAUACUACAUCAGGCGCGAGAGAAUCCAAAAAGAGUGUGCGCACGUCAGCGUUUGACGAGGACGAAUUCAAGGAGGAGACGACUCGCGCAGGGGUCCUGAAGGAACGUUUCGGAAACCUGCCAGCAAGUGCGUUUGCUGGCGAUGAAGCUGAAAAAAUCAUCAAGGUUUACCAAGAGCUGUCUGCCUCAAGUCAACAGCAACCAAUAAGCAGCACAUCUGACAAGCAGUCGCCUGCUGACGCUAAUGAGCAGACAAGCACAUUGAAAGCAGGCGUACAACACAGCCAGCCCAUGCACCGCAAAGAGUUGUCUCCUGAAAUAAUCACUGAAGAACCCAAGGUCAAGAAAGUAAAAAAGCGCCUAAGGCUCUAGGACUACAUAGAGUAGUUAUUCUACUUGCAUGUGUCCUGUAGUGAUUGUGCACUGGUCAGCUCCUUUAUAUUUUUUAGAAGCUAAUUUCUGCUAACAGUAUCAUAAGGUUCUAAGCCCAAUGAAUUGUGGGUCAAAUUCCUUGUUGUGCAUCAAUGUAUUUUCAGACCACCAGGUAUUUCCAAAAUUUUAAUGUUUAAUGCACUCGCUUUUAUAUAUAAGCAUAACCUGAUUCUAUGGUAAGAAUUUUCACAAUGUCACGGCUGUUGCUAUCUUAAGUGCAUGGUAGUAUGUUUAAUUUCUUUUUAAAUAUUAAUCAAUUUUACAAUAUUCUACAUAUUGUGUUUUGGACUACCUGGUAACCUCAAAUUUUUACAUGUUAUGCACUCUUCUUUAUACAUACACAUAAUGAAUUUUAUCGCAAAGCUUUUCACAUGUGCAGCUGCCGUAAUGCCACAGCUGUUACUAUGUUAAAGGGAAGCUGAAGAGUCUGUCGAAUUCAAUAAGACGCUCAUAUACGGAUGUGGGAACCUUAUAAACCAUGAAGGUAAAAUUUGGGGGGGGGGGGGAUUUUUCACUUAGGAGCGACGCAAUCGUCAGUUAAAACUGCGCUGUAGCUCCGCCCCCUGUCGAGCGCCGCGCGCUGCUGCUCACGCUGACGAUGCGAGCGGAGACCGGAAAACGCGGCUUAGUGACGUCAACACUGGUGUUCCGCUCUUUCGCAGUCUCCGCGACUGUGCCUGACCAGGCUUAUUUCUGCGUGCAUGCCGUCCUAAUCUGCUUCGCUCAACCCUACAUUCCUUUAUUUGUGUGUAUAUAGGAGUGGUAGUUGAUGUGCGCAGCAUCAGUUGAACUUGUAGGCCGAUCAUGCCGGCGUUCUGUGCAGCCUACGCUUGCACGAACACCAGCGGCCACGACGAUGUUCCGAUGUUCCAAUAGUUCCUGCAAGACAAGAAGCUUUCAGCUAAGUGGGAGGCUGCUGUGAAGCGAAACAACUUCAAGCGCUCAAGAACAAGUGUUGUGCUCUAACCACUUCCGUGACGAUUACUACCGGAGUUUAUCAAUAAUGCGUGCUUUGGGUUCUCCUAAAAGAAGAUUGUUAGCACGCUGAACGGAAGUUGCAUGUUUAUCGCCCACCCUUGACGCAGGUUUCAUCGCCAAGCGCCGCGAAUUUUCUAUUCGCACGUGUGUUGUGAAACAGCCUGCAUGCAGCUACCAUAACGCAUUGCAAGCGUAAAGUUUGCAUGUGUUGGAAAGCCUGCUCAUGCCAAGACGCUGCACUCCCCCUUCUCUCGCACACGUAAGAAACCGACCAUCUCACCUAGCCGACGGAAUUCACCGGUUACGAGUAGCGUGCAGAUGGCGCGCUGAUGAAGGUUCUAUACUACACGUGCUACAACAGCCGGUAAACUUUUCCCGCGUUUAAACCGUCUGUGUAGAUUGCCGACAGCUUUGGGGCAGCGCACAAAUGCUGAAGAUCGCAUCACCGCUUACGUUCUACGAGGAGGCAUUCAGGAACAUAACACUACAGUUGUUUACCCGGAAACGUACUCACUGGAACGCUGAAUGCAGCUUAGCAAAAAACAUACUCGCGAAAGAACAUUUCCAACACAAGGAGAUACUAACGCUUCGCCUUCGUUCGCGUGGAAAGCAGUGCUUGCACCAGCAUUUUUAGCUUCUUGGAGAGGCCGGCUCUUCGCAGUCGGCUCAUACAUGUAGUAUGUACAAGUAUGUGCGUACGUGUAGUAUGUACAAGAAUAAACCCUUUACAAGUGAUCUUGCACGCGACAGCGACGGCGCUGCAAGCGAGGCGAUGGCUGUCACGUUCACUCGUCGUCUGCAAGCCGAACCAUUGUUGACGUCAUGAGGCGCCCGACCAAUCACAGGCAGAAACGAGGCGCACGAGCUGGGCGUGUCUGCUGCUGCACUUUUCGUCGAAAUAAAAUAUGUUUGCACUUUCUUUCACUCAAUUUCGAUGCGAUAUUCGAAUUCAGAGGGUUGAAAACCACGGCGUACUGCUCUUCACUAAUUUUUUCUGGAAAACAUUUCAGCUUCCCUUUAAUUAAGUGCAUCUGAUGUUCUGCAUGUGAUGUUCCAGAUAUUAUUUUGAAAUAUUUCUCAAGAGUCAGAGUAUUGCUCACUGUUUAUUAAUUUUACCCAAAUGCGUUACAAUAAAAUCAUUUUUGAAAUUUG
This is a messenger RNA of Dermacentor albipictus, 3116 nucleotides long. RefSeq names its product non-homologous end-joining factor 1-like. Gene Ontology annotation, biological process: double-strand break repair via nonhomologous end joining. NCBI's taxonomy places the organism in Eukaryota, Metazoa, Arthropoda, Arachnida, Ixodida, Ixodidae. Gene Ontology annotation, molecular function: DNA end binding. The record is from RefSeq and is a predicted model, not a curated record. Gene Ontology annotation, cellular component: DNA ligase IV complex; nucleus.